This is a messenger RNA of Closterium sp. Naga37s-1, 3621 nucleotides long. NCBI's taxonomy places the organism in Eukaryota, Viridiplantae, Streptophyta, Zygnematophyceae, Desmidiales, Closteriaceae. The record is from the annotation of a GenBank genome assembly.
AUGAAGCCCUGGUCCCCCGGGGAGGACGCCGUUCUGUUGCAACAUGCGCUGCAGUGCGGCACGAAGCAGUGGGGAGAGCUGGAGAGGAGCGGUCAGCUCAAGAGGAACAACAAGUCGUGCUGUAACCGUUACAUCUUCCUCAGAAGAAAGUUUGUUCAACGAUUUCAACAGAACCUCCUGAGAAGGCACCUGGGAGGCGUCGCGCGCACUCUACGCGUUGAUAUGGACGGCCACAGUCACUGUCAAGAGCAGCAGCAGCAGCAGCGGUGGCAGCACGGCGAGGGUUCACCUGAGUCGCAAUCGUCAGCUCAUUCUUUCGGCGGGCUGUCGUAUGAAGAAUGCAGGAGCGUGUUCCUCUCACCCAAUGCCUGUUCAACUCGCCCAACCGACCCUCAUCUGCCAUCUCUCUGGAUCCCUCCUACCGCCUCCCACACUGCCGUCCUCACUGCCGCUGCCGCUGCUCUCCCCAAUACCGCUGCAGUGACCAACGCAGCGACAUACGCCAGUUCAGCUGCGCUCAGCCUGCCCAUGAAGAGAGCACGCGAGGAGUGCAGCGCUCUCACGACCCACCAGCCCCUCCUGUGGAAUGCAUCCUGGGAUGCGCUUGGGCUGCCUCGUCGCGUGGCGCGACGGCCUCUAACCCUGGAGGAGCUUCUUCACCUGCGUGGUGAGAGGUGCCGGCAGCAGCAAGCCCUGUGGCCGGCCGUGGGGUCGCAGAGAGCCUGGUUUGCCCAUUUGCUGUCGGAGGAGCGUCGCCAGCAGCAAGGGGAGACGAGUGCAGUUCAGCGGGCGUUGUGGCCGCGCGUUGAGUCGGAGAGUGCCCUUCCAGACGACGUGCUGCUGGGGUGCAGCAGCGACGAACCUGCCUUCAUCCAGCGCUCCUCUCUUUCGGCUCCUCCGCCCUCCCAGCCACGUGCAGUGCUGCCAUCGCCAAUCCCCCCCCAGCUCGCUGCUCUGCCUGGCUCCGCUCCCUGCACUGGGGAUUUCGACCCCUGUUAUGGGGAGUUGGCUCCGUGCUUUGGAAAUGCGCCCUCUGCUGCCGUGCGUGCUGCUGUGCAGCAGCAGACCCAGUCCGUUGACUCGUGCAGCCACGUGCACGUGGAUGGCAACAGCGACUUGCACGCGCAUGACAACAGCUACGAGCACAACAGCAGGAGCGACGUGCACGCGCACGACAGCAGCAACCACGACGUCCCAGUGCAUGACAACAGCAAUGUGCUUUACGGCAGGAGCGAAAGCCUCUUUCUCGACGUGCCCGUCUCCCACCUGUGCCUCGCUGAGCCUGCCCCCAAGGUACCUCCGACAGAUGAGAGCCCGGCACCCCCAGGAGGUAGGGUGGCUCUUCCAGAGUGGGCGGUGGAGCAGGGACGGAGCAACGAGGGAGGCUUUGCCAAUAGCAGCCCUCAGCAUUCACAUGACACACUCUCACACCCAAGGGCCCCACACAUACCGGCUCCCAUGCCUCCUCCUGCCCUGCCGCACGCACAGCCUCAUGUGUUUGACUCGCCGACGCCAACCCCCGUGAAGCCAGCGAUUGGUCCCUGUUUCAAUGUGGGUGAUGCCCUGGGAGGUGAUUCUGCUUCCUGGGAGAGCUCCUUCCCUCCCGGCCUCAACUCAAAUGUGCCUUCCGCGACUAGUCUGCUUGGUUGUCAUCCUUCCGUUACCCUCCCCCGUUCCCUCGCCUCUCCCCUCCUCCCCGCGUAUCUUGCCCCCCCGUUCCCGGCCUUUCUCCCGCUCCCUUUCCGCCUACUCCUCCCCACUCCGCGAUGCCCGCAGGCCGGAGCACGGCAGCACGGCGGCGGGGGUGCGCACGGCGCAGCUGCUGCGCGUGCUGGAGGGGGAUACCGGCGGAGGUGGGGGCAGCGGGGACGAGCGGCGCGCGAAUCGACUUUAUUUCAUGAGGUGACACGAGCGGAGCGGGUGGGAUGGGACGAGGCGGGUGGGAUGGGAGGAAGCGGGUGGGAUGGGACGAGGCGGGUGGGAUGGGAGGAAGCGGGUGGGAUGGGACGAGGCGGGUGGGAUGGGAGGAAGCGGGUGGGAUGGGACGAGGCGGGUGGGAUGGGACGAGGCGGGUGGGAUGGGACGAGGCGGGUGGGAUGGGAGGAAGCGGGUGGGAUGGGAGGAAGCGGCCCGGCGCGGAGAAACGUGUAUUCGCAGGAGUUGGAGGCAGCAGGCAUUGCCAUGUACCAGUGUGCGCCCAACAGGGCAGAGGAGUUCCACGAGGUGCUGGACGCCGUGCAGCCCACCAUUGCGGUCUUUGACAGGUUCACGAGCGAGGAGGCGUUCUCGUUCCGCGUGAGGCAGCGCUGCCCCGCCUGCCUGCUCGUGCUCGACACACAGGACCUGCACUUCCUCCGAGCGGGGCGGCAGCAGGUGGUAUCUGAGGGGGGCUCCAUCAGGGACGCGCUACACCACGUACCCGAUACAAGCAGCAGGGAGCUGCUGCGCGAGCUUGCAUCCAUGCACCGCUGCGACCUCACUCUGCUGUGUUCACAGGCGGAGCUCGCUCUCCUCACGCGCUGCUACGCCUUCCCCCCCCACAAGCUCGCCCUCACCUCCUUCUUCUAUGAUUCACCCGAGGCACUGCCAGAUUCCACCUCCCCCUCCGUCGCCCCCGCACUGCCCCCCUGGGAGCAGCGGCAGCACUGUGUGAUGCUGGGCACGUUCCGCCACGCACCCAACGUGGACGCUGUCUGCUGGCUCGCCUCCCACAUCUGGCCUCUUAUCCGCGCCCAGCUACCAAUGGCAGAGUGCCAUGUGUACGGCUCCUACGUCACAGCAGCCAUCUCGUCCCUGCACAGUCCGUCAUCUGGCUUCAUCAUUCGCGGCCAUGCCCCCUCCCUUGACAUGCUCGCCUCCUACCGAGUGCUGCUGGCACCGCUGCGCUACGGGGCGGGCAUAAAGGGCAAGGUCCUCGACAGCUGGCGCCACGGCACGCCAGUGGUCACCACCCCCAUCGGCGCCGAGGGCAUGGGGGGCAGGGGGGGAGGGUGGGGGGAGGCAGAGCCAGGGGAGGGGAAAAGGGAGCACGGGGAAGCGGUGACAGAAGGCGAGGAAGAGGAGGGCGGAGGGCAGCAGUGGGAGGGGGGGCAGCAAUGGGGGGGGCUGUGCGAGGCAGGGGAUGCAGAGGCGUUUGCAGCGGACGCGGUGCGGCUGUACAGCGAUCCUCAGCUGUGGUCCUCUUGUCAAUCCACGGUGCGCUGCCUCCCCUCCACUGCCUCCCCCCCACUGCCUCCCCUCCACUGCCUCCCCUCCACUGCCUCCCCUCCACUGCCUCCCCUCCACUGCCUCCCCUCCACUGCCUCCCCUCCACUGCCUCCCCUCCACUGCCUCCCCCCCACUGCCUCCCCUCCACUGCCUCCCCUCCACUGCCUCCCCUCCACUGCCUCCCCUCCACUGCCUCCCCUCCACUGCCUCCCCUCCACUGCCUCCCCUCCACUGCCUCCCCUCCACUGCCUCCCUUGUGCUCCCCUCUUGCUGCGCCUGCCACUCUUCCCUCGCGUUAUUACCCCACCAGGCUGCGUAGGCCCCCAUCUAUCCCGCCCGCUCCCUGCCCACCUCCCACCUGUCCGCCCGUGUGGUUUCUGUACCCACUCUGACCUCCCAAAUGUGCUGAUGUGA